Varanus komodoensis (Komodo dragon) is the source of this 3356-nucleotide messenger RNA. RefSeq names its product annexin A4 (gene ANXA4). The record is from RefSeq and is a predicted model, not a curated record. The coding region runs from base 1152 to 2102 and encodes 316 amino acids. NCBI's taxonomy places the organism in Eukaryota, Metazoa, Chordata, Lepidosauria, Squamata, Varanidae. Gene Ontology annotation, molecular function: calcium ion binding; calcium-dependent phospholipid binding. The transcript is spliced from 13 exons. Gene Ontology annotation, cellular component: cytoplasm.
CUACCUGAAAUUCUGCUCCUUUUCAGGGACAAGAUGCCAUGGGGUGCCAUAUAAUGGCAGUGGUUUGUGUGUGUUUGGGAGCAUGUCAGUUUUUGUUGGUGGCCCGAAAAUUGCCUCCCAGCAGCUCCCUUUGCACGGGCAGUUAAAGUGCAGUCCUACACAUGUUAACCCUUUUUAAAAAGCUCAGCAAUACCUGCCCUUCAGGGGCUGUUACGGCUGGCUGGAAGUUGUAGGACCUCUUCUGGUCCAAACGUGUAGGAUUUCACACUAAGGAAGCCAUAUUUCCUCUUCUCACAUCAUUCUUCUUAACCAGGAUGUUUAAAAUGCUGUUCUGAUUUCCAUUCACUUACUGCUCUGUUAGGAUUUAGUAGUGCUGUAGAAUAUGGUACUGUUGUAAAAAGUGUCUUGUAAAACUUGCCUAAUUUCAUGUUUGCUGCGCUAGGGUAUACUCAUAAGUAAGAGUGCAGAUCUCCAUAUGAAAAACAGCACAGGAACCCCCGUCAAAAAACCUUUUAUACGGAACCAGAGUUUUGUCAGCUAGUUAUCAAAGCUCUGUGAUCUGCUGAAAGAGGUGGGGUUACUGCACUUUUCCACCUCCUUGAGCACCUGGAGUCCUGUGAAUAGGUGGAAAAGUUAGGGGCCCUGGGACCUGCCAAGGCAGCCCAAACCGCCUGGGAGGCUUCAUGUCCCUUUACCCUUCUUCACCAAGGGGAACAGUAAGCAACACGUUUACGCGUGUGUGGGAUCUAACAAGAAUAGCAGUGCGAUCGUAAACUACGUUUAAUCAAAAGCAAAUCCUAUUGAAUUCAGUGGAUUGUAGUCCCCAUAAAGGCACAGUCCUGGGCGUACUUAGAAAAAAGAGUGUUAAACUGAAGGAUAUGAUUAAAUGUGAGCUGGGCUUGGAAAAAACCACUUCCAGCAGUGGGGUGUGGUGCUCGUUGUCUAGAAAGCAAUCCCCACCCGCCUUCCACGCAUAACCAAAUUGGCAUGCAAAUGUUCAACAAACAGGCGAAGGACUGGUCUACUCCUAGGAGGCCAUUUCUUGCUAGCAACUGCUCCUCUCCUGUGUGCCUAGCAUCCUUGGGAGUUAAAUUUGUUUUGAGAGAGAACCUUCUCGGGGGAUUCCAUACUGGGGCAGAGAGUCCAUUGCCAUGGCGGGAACCGUGAAGGGAGCUUCCAACUUCAACGCUGAUGCAGAUGCCCAGAAACUCCGCCAGGCCAUGAAAGGACUGGGCACAGAUGAAGAUGCCAUCAUUGAGGUCUUGGUCAACAGGAACUUGGCCCAGCGGCAGGAAAUAAAAAUAAGAUACAAGUCCACAAUUGGCCGGGAUUUGAUCAGUGACUUGAAAUCUGAGCUGAGUGGCAACUUUGAGAAGGUGAUUAUUGGACUGAUGACCCCUGUCACCCUGUAUGAUGUGGAGGAGCUACACAGAGCCAUCAAGGGUGCUGGCACCGAUGAGGGCUGCCUGAUAGAAAUCCUCGCUUCUCGCACCAAUGAGGAAAUCCGACGGAUUAACGAAACCUACCGGCAACAGUAUGGCAGCAGCCUCGAGGACGACAUCGUCUCGGACACCUCCUCCAUGUUCCGGAGAGUCCUGGUCUCCCUGUCGACAGGCAACCGCGAUGAGAGCCACCAUGUGAAUGAGGGCCAGGUUCAGCAGGACGCUCAGGCCCUGUAUGAAGCCGGGGAGAAGAGAUGGGGGACGGACGAGGCCCAGUUCAUGGGCAUCCUGUGCACAAGGAACAGGCACCACCUACUAAGGGUCUUUGAUGAGUACAAGAGCAUCAGUGGCAAGGACAUUAUGGAGAGCAUUAAAUCAGAGAUGUCAGGAGAUCUGGAGGAUGCUUUGCUGGCCAUAGUAAAAUGCAUGAGAAGUAAGAGCGGCUACUUUGCUGAAAGACUGUACAAAUCCAUGAAGGGCUUCGGGACAGAUGACGCCACACUGAUUCGAAUCAUGGUGUCACGCUGUGAAAUCGACAUGAUCGAUAUUAAGGCAGAGUUCAAGCGGAUGUAUGGAAAAUCCCUCUAUUCCUUCAUCAAGGGCGACACCUCCGGGGACUACAGGAAGGUUCUCCUGGUGUUGUGUGGUGGCGAAGACUAACAGCCAGCAGGCCCCUUCCCUGGCUGUCUCACUAGGCAGGGCUUCUGGCCCCCCCGAGAGCAAUAUCCAAAUAUCUGCAGCCUGCCACAGCAAUGCUUUUCUUGAAAUGCCAGCUUUGCAUCAUGCUAACACUGGUUUUGCCUGCUGGAAUAUAUAUAUAUAUUCAAAUAGGCUUGGGGAGUAUUUUUCCCUGCUUGGUAGCAUGUAGCUAAUAUGCUGUAGAGGAUGAAUGGCAGAAAUCUGUAUUUUCUCUAUCCUGGCUUCAGUCAGUCCCGUAAAAUGUUUUUGUGUCACAAACUGAAGGGCUUUACCUCUCCUAGUUGGUUACUUUUCAGUCUUGAUGAGUUUUCACAGAGUGUCCUUUACUGCAGGACCUUGCGUAAAGCCCGCAAAUGCUUUGUGUUGGGCGACAUGCCAAGUGCCUGAAAUGCUACAUCAGAGUGCCUUUAGAGUACUGGUUUAACCCUCAACCUUAAUGGAGUUGUUCUAUGUUGUAUUUUGUAAACACAGAGACACAGUUCCUUCACCCAGAUCCCUACAUAAAAUCCAGCCCUAGGGGCAAAAGAGUAAGACAGUUAACCGAGGCUCCAAUCCUGCACAUGCAACAGGGAGUAAGCCCCGCAGAAGACUGGAGCACUUACUUCUGAGUUGACCUAGGGUUGCUACUUACCUACUUCUCGGAGAGAAUACUAGCUUAGUACAUCUAGAUUUACCUAGCCUUAACUUGUGCUUCAGGUGCAUUAAUGGGUUGGUACUAAUACCCAUUUAUGAAUGAUUUCAGUUCAACCUGGACAUCCUUCCAUUCAAAUCGUAGGCUACGCAUUUUAGAAUUCCUCCUCUCCGUGAUGCGAGGAAUUUGCACACUGAACGGCUUCCUUGGAGUUGCAAACGGGCCCAUUCUGGGCCUUACAGGCGCAGCUGGGCCCUGAACAAGUGCCUUGCCAGCGGGCCUCCUUAGCAAAGAGGCUGUUUCUCACAAUUGCCCUCUAAAGCUGCUGCUGGCCAUCAGGGGAAAAGGCGCAGGCACAGACCGUGCCCCAUUAGAAGCAAAGGUCGGACAGCCCCGCACGGGCAGUUGAGUUUCCCAACUGGUUAGGCAGAACCACGAAGGAACACAGAAUCACAGCAAAAGUCAGGGAUGCAAACGAAGGCCAGUCACCUGGUCCAACAGGUGUGAAUCAGUGCUCUGCUCCUCCCGGAAUUUAACAUGCGCAUGCUUUGCACGUCAAUAAAGGGAAGGGCUACUGCUCUGUG